AUGCCAAACAAGGAAUACCUCGAUCUCUUCGGAAGUGAUUCGAAAGAGUCCGACCAGCCCGAAGAGCCUCUUCCGCCGCUCCAAACCGCAGUCAAUGCGGGUGAAGUGGACACCUUGCGCCGGUUGGCAUCCACCGCAGACCCUGCAGAUCUGACUGCAGCCCUAAGCAGAUCGUGUCAACUGGGAAACAAUGCCCUUGUCGAGGUCCUAGUUGACACUGAACGAUGCGACAUCAAUUGCCUCGCAAAUGGAGCGACUCCACUAUUCCAUGCCGCCCGCAAGCUUGACCCGCGUAUAGUAAAGUUCCUUCUCGAAAACAAAGCUGAUGUAGCCAUCAAAUCCAACUACGGUGGUCGUGAAGGAGAUGCUCCAACGAAAACGCCCCUCCACGGCGCGGUCGAAGAUGCCCGUUACUGCAGAACCCCAGAACAAUUACACCAGCUUGAAGAGGUUGUCAAACUACUGCUCGAUGCGGGAUGCGAAAUCAAUGCUCAAGAUGUACACGGCGAAACUGUACUUCAGCAUUGUGUGCGCCAAGGGACCCCAUUAAUUGGGCUCCUAUUACAACACGGAGCAGACCCUAACAUCCGAAACGGCAAGGGAGAGACAUCAAUGCACUAUUUCCACAGCCCCCUUGAGAACCCGGAAUGGCUCGCAGCUCUCAUGGGACAUGGUGCGCGUCUAGAUAUUACCGAGGAACAAGGGAAUGGCUAUACCCCUCUCCACAGGUUCGCGUCUAGGAACCAACUAGGUGACUUGUCAUUGUUCAGGCCCUUUGUGUCUGAUUGGAAUAUCAUCGAUGCGAAAGGAAACACACUUCUUCACAUUGCAACCAAGGAACAUCGCAAAGGAAGCGUCACUCUAUUGGAAUUGCUAAAGGCUGGCCUUGAUCCGAACCAGAGCAAUCAUGAAGGACGACAGCCUAUACAUAUGGUCGAUGGCAGUGAAGACAGCGUGAACGAUGCAUUGGAUAUUCUCUGUGCAGCCGGUGCGGAUAUUGAGGCUAGAGACUCACGAGGAAUUACGCCCCUCACCAGGACCAUGUGUGGCUAUCCUCAGUACAACUCUCGCGAGCUUAUCCAGAUAUUGCUUCAUCGCGGGGCAAAUAUCAAUGCGCAAGACUACCAAGGCAAUGGGAUUCUAUGGAAUCUCGUCCAGGGUACAUUCCAUUCCGAGUGCCUCGACUUUCUUCUCUCCCUCGGGGUGAACCCACAAAUGACAAAUUACAAAGGAGACACAUUUCUGCACCAUGUUGCAGCAAGCUACCCCACUUGCGCUGUGAAUCAGGAGCUGCUUAUUCCAGUCAUGAGAAAGAUGAUUGACCUGGGCGUCUCACCCACUCUACCUAACUUCAAGGGCUGGACACCUCUACAUGCACUAUGUAGUUCGGUCUCGGACCACCUUUUCGCAGCGGCUGCGGAAGGAGGUAAAUCUGCGAUUGACCUCCUGCUGGAUUGUGGUCUUGACGGAGCUCUCAACACGGCCGAUCAUCAGGGUAUCCGGCCUAUUCACCUGGCAGCUACGACUUCGGAGGUUCUAGUCGGCAGGCUAAUUUCCCGUGGAGCCGAUCCCACAGCUACCAUAAUUGAUGGGCGCAAUCUACUCCACAUCGCCUGCUCUGCACGACAGAGCAACAUAGUAGGAUUGCUGCUGGGACACUAUGCCUCAACCGGUCAGACUGCUCUGGUAACUGCAAAGUCAAAGGAUGGACGGACACCUCUCCAUGUAGCCUGCCGCUCCGGGAGGUUGGAGACAGUGGCCCUCUUGCUCGCUCACGGAGCAGAUGUCAGCAUCCAAGACGAGUCCGGACGGACUCCCAUGGAUGUAUGCAGCGAGUUUCCCGAGGAGGACAAGCUUUGGGAAAGUGUCGACGAUGCAGAGAACCUGUUCCACACGCUGACUGCGGCUGGGAUGCUGUCAGAGGACAAAAGAAGGCCAACACAAACUCCAUCCAACCGCAAGACAUUUCGCCACAAGGCCAAACGUGUCGGGUGGAAAGGAGAGCUCACCUCUGAAACCUCAACUAUCAGAAUUGGACCUAUCGUUCGACUUCUGGCGGCUCAUGGAGGCAUUGUUAAAAAAGAGGGAUUUGCUAGUGGCCCGAUGUUCUAUGCCGUUGAUUGCGACGAUGACCAGAUGGUAGUGGAGCUUGAUCGAGUAUCACGGGAGAUGAAUAUUCCGCUCCAAAAUCAUGCACCCCUCGAAACCGAAACUAUUCUGGCGCGCUCUAGGAAUAUUCCACCCAUUCUGGAGAAGAGUUUGAAGACAUAUAUAUAUGAAGGUCAGAUUCUGUCAAUUGUGCUACGUGGCCAUGAGCAAGAGGUGGCGCAGGCCUUGGAGGCAAUUGCUUCCAGCGAUGUAAACUGGGCCAAGGAUCAGACCAGUCUGCCAGCGAUACUGGUCACUCUCGCGAGAUGGGGAUAUGCGGAACUUUUCGAGCGCGUGGGAUCUAUCAUACCGGGAAAUGACUGGAUCAACAGUGGAAAUGCUAACCGCCUCGGUGAGGAACCCAUCCGUCAUCUUCUGGCAGCAGGAAUGCGCCAUCUUCCCAACUUGGAAGUCAUCAAGAUCAUGGUUGAGAAGUUCAAUGUGGACGUCAACGUUCAAUUCACAAGUAACAUGCAACUUAAGCCCAAAGUCUACUAUCAAUCCUCAAUGGCCCAGCAGCGGCAGUACAAGGAGGGAGACACAAUACUUCACCACCUCGCCCAAGGCGAGCAUUGGUGGCAUGAAGGUGCAAUCAAGUACCUUCUAGACCACGGAGCCGACCCCAACAUCCGAAAUAGCCAGGGCAAAACACCAUUGUGCAAUGCAGUUGCAAGAGGAGAGCUCGCCGGUCAUGGCCAGCGCGAAAUCACUCGAAUUCUCCUAGAGGGCGGCGCCGAUCCUAACAUCGCCGCUUCAUGUGGCUACACACCAUUAGCCAUGUCAGCACACGACACACAACUCUUUCAAUUAUUGAUUGACAACGGUGCCUACCCUUCCCAGGAGCACCCAAUGGAGUUAUUUGCCGCACUGGCAACCUUCAACACCGAGGUGCUUGAAGCUCUCCUGGAAAUGGAUCUGGACUGCAACACAACAGUCCUUUCUGAUGCUCAGCCUCACUGGCAUACCCCCCGCUUCCGAAAACUCCCCUCCACACCGACAUUGAUCCUAAGCCCGCUGCUUUAUAUCUCCACGAUAGCAUACAAUGAAGCCAACACCCGCGACAACGCUAUCCGCAUGAUAAAAACUCUAAUUAAGCAUGGCGCAAACCCCUGGCUACCCUGUGAUCAAAACGCGAUAAUCCUACACGACAUAUUCGAAAACGGAGGAAUCACCCAGCCAUGGCUUGAACUGCCUGACCUCGAUCUCGAGCAUCGGGACCCCAAGGGACAGACUCUACUGCUAGCAGCUGCAAAGUCUCUCUCCGGUGUCGACUCAUAUGCUUGUGAAGCACCCAUUUUCCCGCUGCGUGGUGGUAGAAUUAUCCCGUCGGGCUGGAAAGAGGGUGAUCGCACACGUGCAAUGGCAUUGUAUGAACAUGGUGCGAAUCUGACUGCGGUGGAUGAUAUGGGAAAUAAUGUUCUUCAUUGUUUGGCCGGGGUUGUAACACAGGAUAGGAUUUGUGAGUUGGAAUUGAAGCGGACGUUGGCUUUGUUUGUGGAGAAAAAUCCGGAGCUUGUUGGCCAGAGUAAUGUACAGGGAAAGACAGCUCAGAUGGUUGCUGAGGAGAAAUGCAAUGAAUGGGCUAUGGAGAUACUUGGGCGGAGUUCGGGUGGCGCAGAGUAA
Messenger RNA from Penicillium antarcticum, 3771 nucleotides. RefSeq lists its product as uncharacterized. The coding region runs from base 1 to 3771 and encodes 1256 amino acids. The record is from RefSeq and is a predicted model, not a curated record. Gene Ontology annotation, molecular function: protein binding. Lineage: Eukaryota; Fungi; Ascomycota; Eurotiomycetes; Eurotiales; Aspergillaceae. The transcript has a single exon.